This is a messenger RNA of Penicillium expansum, 630 nucleotides long. RefSeq lists its product as uncharacterized. The transcript has 4 exons. Lineage: Eukaryota; Fungi; Ascomycota; Eurotiomycetes; Eurotiales; Aspergillaceae. The record is from RefSeq and is a predicted model, not a curated record. Bases 1 to 630 code for a protein of 209 amino acids.
AUGUGGGCUUCGAAGCCAGAGAGCUCGUUUCGGAUGGUUUUGAAGGGUGUGCAAAUCAGAAAUGGGGGUGCUGAAGAUCAAUUCAGAAAUAAUUCAGCUCAGGCUGUAAAACCAGCCUUUAGACAGUCAUCUCUUAAACACAAAGGGGAAGCAAUUACUGAUCAAGAAACUGACUUGGUCGUGUUGCAGUCUAGAUCAGGGGUGUGCAGCGGCACCAUUGGAUACCCGAGCAAGUUUCCUCAGUGUAAAGUAAACAUUCGGGCUACCAUUGUAUAUGGACAUUACCAUGCCAGAUGUAAGGGAGCCAGCGGGAAAUCUGCACCAAAAAUGCAGGCUCAGCUGAAUAUGUCAGCGCAAGUAGACAAAUUGAGCCACGAGCAAGGCAGACUGCAACCAAUAGUAACAUGCAAUUGCGAAUGGGUGCGACAGACCCCUAUCAGUAUCUCUCUCGACAAAGAGUACUCCGUAGAGAGAGACGGCCAUGGUGAUACUUGGCUCUGCAAUAGAAACCCCACAUCUAAUCGCUAUGACAACAUAUCACUGGAUGAGUAUGAACGAGCUAAAAGACAGGGGAGGCUGAGAUGGAUUGGCACAUCGUCAUUGGACGAUCUCGAAUCAAAAUACGGAUAA